GAAUCUGUUCGGCCAACACCUAAUAUUGGGUUCUAAAUUUUCAAAAUAGAUUUUCUUUCUAAUAUUGCACAAAACUAACAAAAAUGGCGGUGCGACCUUUUGGCCCUGGACCCGGCGUUUACAUGCUGCCCCCCACUGUGGGCUAUGAUAAGCAUGACAACCGCAAACAGCGGUUGCCGCAGUACUCUUUCGGCAUGCGCACCCGUGCUCCUGGUGAGGAUCUGGGUCCUGGUCCAGGGGCCUACAAGGUGGACAAGUUGACUCGCUAUGGCACGAGCAAGGGUUUGGAGUUCUCGAUGGCGCCCAGAACCAAUGUCAUCGAUAAGCGAAGCAGUCCCGGUCCGGGAGCACACGAUGUUCAUAAUAGGCCAUUCUUUAAGGGGGUUAAUGCUCCUUCGUAUUCGAUGGGCCUACGAACGGACUUUAACUUCAAGAAGGAUGGUCCCGGUCCCAAUGCCUACAAGUACGAGGUCAAUGCCGUUCGUCCUGGAGUCCCGAGCUAUAGCAUGGGACUACAAACAAAGAUUUUGAACAAGACGAAUUCUCCGGGUCCGGCUGCAUAUGGCGGUGGUGAUAUCAAUGUCAAACUGACACGUGCUCCGAUAUACUCGAUGCAGCCGCGCACCACUAUUCCGGGCGAGAAUGUCGGACCUGGACCCAACUACUACGACCUCAUGUACUAUCGUCCUGGCAAGAGUGGACCGGGCUACUCCUUUGGUGUGCGCCACCACCAGUUCGCUCCGCCUAUGAUAGUUAGAUGUGACAAUAUGUAGACCAAGUGCAAUAUUGGAAGAAAUAUAUGCUAAAAUUUUUGUGAAUAAACAAUUCUUUUU
Drosophila melanogaster (fruit fly) is the source of this 833-nucleotide messenger RNA. RefSeq lists its product as uncharacterized. Bases 84 to 773 code for a protein of 229 amino acids. The transcript is spliced from 4 exons. The record is from RefSeq and is marked reviewed. NCBI's taxonomy places the organism in Eukaryota, Metazoa, Arthropoda, Insecta, Diptera, Drosophilidae.